Molecule: messenger RNA, 2896 nt
Organism: Hyla sarda
Lineage: Eukaryota; Metazoa; Chordata; Amphibia; Anura; Hylidae
Exons: 5
Coding region: 702-2819 (705 amino acids)
Source: RefSeq, a predicted model, not a curated record
UGGAGGUCCGCAGGUUGAACACCACUGCCAUAGACUAAUAUGGCGGCGCUAAAUGUGGGUGGGGUAAUGGUGUAGGUAAAUACGGGUGAAACUCGAAAAAACUGAAAAUCGUGCAAAAAGUCCAUUGCAUUUCAUUAAAGGGCAAGUCUCAUGCUCAAAAACGUAUCCCCUAUCCAAAGUAUAAGGUAGAAGUUUUAGAUUGCGGGGGUCCGACCGCUGGGGGCCCCCCUGCGAUCUCCUGUUUGGAGUCCCGGUGGGCUAGUAUUGGAGCGCGUCACGCCCCCUGCACGAAGCGGAGGCUGCCACGGCCCCUCCAUAUAGUUCUAUGGAAGAGCUGAAGAUUGCCGAACGGCCCUCCCAUAGAAGUAUAUGUAUAAAAGAGAGACCAACGGGCGGCGCCUCGUGUGUUACCCCAAAAUAUAUGUAGGAGGUGGGGGGAAUGUGGGGAUGACCCCGCGGGGCUUAUAGAUGGCCGCUCACCUCAAGACGGUAGUUGUAGGCAUAUAACCCCAACAAAUGGGGUACCAUUAAUCCUAGAGACGCUGUCAAGCCAGUGGGUUGCAGGAGUCGACCCAAGUCGUCCUGUGGAUAUGUGAGUAGAAGGUGCGGCAAAAAAGAACCCUUGAAACCGGCGCUGCGACUAUUAGGAGUGGUAGUGCUGAAAUCCAGGUGGUAGAGGAAGCAAUGAUGAAGUCCAUGUUAUGGUGAUGUCUCAAGACCCCCAAUGCCAUAAUGAAUCACAGAAUCCCCCAGGCCCAGGUACCAGUUCUGCUGCCCCUGACUCCAGAGUCUAUUCUUUCCAUGGCGACCUGGUGAAGAUCCCUGAAUGGAAUACUAGCAAGGUCAGGGUCAAGAGGCGAAAAAAAAAGAAAGAAUUAGACAGCACAAAAUUUAAGUCACACAAUGAAAUUUUCAAGAAGACGUUUCCCCGGGGAUUCCCACAGAGGAACAACAUGGUUGGUAGAACGAUUCCUCGGUCUGGAGGUAAUGACGCGUGUAACCCGAUGCAAGUGUUCAUAACCGAAAACCGUCUGACCCAGCACCAAGGGAUCUUCAAUCGAGAAGUCAGAUCUAUUGACAUUGGGAGACUCGUAAACCAGGAGGUGGACACAGCGAAGACUGGCACUUCCCUCUGCGCAACAGAGUCAGUCAGAGACACACCACAAAGCCAGAGGAGCCUCAGCCUAGGCCUUAUUCCUACACCAGAGUUAAAAAAUCAAGAAGUACAUGUCCCCGAAAAAGAGCAUUCACCAGCAAUACCAGCUGCUACUUCUGAUCCUGCCCUAUGCGACCAACAAGAGAAAGAAUCAGAAAAGUGCCCGUCUUGCCCUCCGAGUGAUGACCGUGUUAAUCCAGGUAGUGGAGCCGCAACGUCUCCAUGUAGAAAUCAACCCGUACCCAUUCUGGAGACAGCCGAAAGCAUUGUCAACAUACUGAGUACACACUCGCUUUUUCCCGGCCGCAACCUGAUAAAUGAAGCCCGUCAAGCCAUACUUGAGAAAGAGAGGAACCUACGUGAUACAAAAACGACUCCUUCUGCUGUGGCUGUACAAAAAAAGCUGGAGUAUAACCGCACAGGAGGAGGAGUUAAUCUCAGGGGUGCUGUCAUGGAAACUUCCAGAAAAGGAAUUAUCGGUAACGUUGAUCUGUAUAAAGAUCAAGAAGGGGAAUGUGUUGGCAAAGGGAGAACUGACAUCAGGAGAACAGUCCCAAGACCCCAUAGAGCAAUGCAGCCGAUACAGACAUCCCCCAUCCGGUUUCUUUCAAUUCCCAAGGACAGUCCGCCCCACACACUCAUAAAGAUGCCAGGCCGAGAAGAUCACCUGAAACUCAAGGAUAAUUUUCCCAUCCAUUAUGGAUCUGAUUGUAACCCUUCAUACCAGGACCAGCAAAUAUCAUCUCAAAGCCCUCACAGUCUGCUGUAUAUUAAUUCUUCAAGCAAUGAUUCUAGGCUAGGACAACAAGACAUAAAUACAUCAAGUUUCCAUAGAAUAAGGAGAGCUAGGCCGAUGGUCAGUCCACCGAUGAAUGCCCGUAGCCCUCAGGUUAGAUGGAGAUUGGCAGAUGACAUUUUGACAGAUUUGUCAUAUACACAUAACAGUCCAUCAGGCAGUAUCAGACAUACCCUCACUUCACAGGUUACUAACCAGGAAUGUGUAUGUAAAACACCCUUAGAAGACAUCUUCUCAAAGGCGCCUAAUCCGCCAAAAUUAAGCAUAAAGCCGCAAUUUUCACAUGAAAAAACACAUUCAGAUGUCUUCUGGGGCAGCAGAGAUCAGAGAUCGCCCACUACCAACAUCCAUGAUAUUUCUCCGGCAUCGCUCAGGUGGUCUUACAGACCACAAAGCCCACCUAGGAUGUAUACAGCAAGAAACUUCAGAAGUCAACAAAUGCCGGUCACUGGUACUCGUGGCUCCCAAGGUGUUUUCCUUCCUGAUUCAUUUAGGGAAUCGGGGAGAGAAACAAAAAAACAUGUGUCCUCCUGGCAGGAAGCUGACAUAGGACAACAUUAUGGGAGGUGUGCAACCAAUACCAGGACAAAACAACAGCAUUUGCUUGAAUCUAGGUGUCAUAAUUGUUGGAACCCACAAUUCCUUCUACACGAAGAACCAAAGCACAGAGGGCACGUGGAAAAUGAUGGUGACAUACGAGUAAAGGACUGGCCACAUGUAGAGCGUUACAUGUCUGUAGCAUUGUCCCCACACUCAGUACAACAAGGACCCUCCUUUGUCCCUUGCCAACAUAGUAAAUCUUCAAAAAGGGCAAGUACUAAGUCAAGCCCGACUACCUGGAGGUACCCAAGAAUGAAGUUAUAUUAACUGUACCGGGCAUUGCCUAUACUCUGAUUAUACUGUGUGAUUAUUCCCCUUUGUAAUAAACACUUCAUAUUUCUUUA